AUGAUAUCGGGCUCCAGAAGCCUUUCACUGCGAACUACGGAUGACGGAGACCAUUUACAAAAAGGACACUCAUUGGAUGUUUGUUCAUCGGAAUAUGACUUCAUGUCAAGGUCCCCUCUACUCGAACAUGACCACGGUCCCGGGCCCUCAGGUCUACCACGUAUCCGACAGCAACCACUAUCCAGGGUUCAUACUCUACGAAACACGUCGGCGCCCUCGAUCAUCUCCCCCACCGCCCCUCACAGCGUGUCCUCCUCCCGCUCCCCGUCCAUGCAUUCCCCACUUGACCAAACCACUUCCAGCCUGGAAGACCUUCAUAGAUUUCCGUCUGAAUCCCUUCACUCAUUCUCAUUUGCCCAGCAAUCUGAAGAAUUCUUUCACAAUCGGCAAAAUAUACUAAAACGGUCACUUGAUUUCAUGAAAGGUCGUUUUGGGUUUGCCGCAAGCAAUGUUCACCUCGCCAAUGCUCAGGCCCGACUCAGUGGUGAUACGGAUAUACAGCGUAUGAUGGAACUGGUUGCUAAGGCGAAUCUCCUGGAACGUAAUGAAAAUCAAGACGAGCAUACAGGUUUAGCAGGAGGACCUCUCACAGGUCCGCCCGAUGUGGAAGGGGAUAAUAUAUUUGAGAAGGCUUUCUCAAAUACCAACUCUUUAUCUGAGACCACUGGCGAACCUUCUGCGGAAAAUGGGACUGCAUCUCAACAAAUAAGUGGUGGGAAAUUUUUAAGUCCUGUUGCUGUGGAUUACCCAAUAUCUCAAAAAGGGGGCAUGAGGUCUGUACCUUUAUCGAGGCGCGUUAGUUUAAAGAGAACCUACACGGACCUGGGGUUAGUUUCACUCCAAAACAAACUCACGGAUGCCCUAGAUAAGCCUUACACUACUGGAGACAUGAUAUCCCCAACUGGUACAUCGUUCUAUGGUCUAGGAGGUGGUGUUUCAAGUGUUCACACCCAUAGCAGUAAAUGGUCUCCUGUUUCACAGGAUGUUUUUACAACAGAAUCCAAAGCGCCCUGGACCAUUCUUGCUGCCAAUGAUCUUGCAUGUCUCGGCUUUGGCGUGACUCAAGGCGAGCUGAAAAAGCUGAGUAUUCUUACCUUGGUCCAGAAGGAAAGAAGGCAAUGGCUGGAAUCUAAGUUACGAAAAAUUCCUCCUGAUCCUGACUCUUCGGGGAAAACCGAUCCGCCGGUGAAAUCGACGGUUAACACAGUCAAUACACACACUCUGGGUAUGGGGAACGGGGUAACGGCGCAAUUGCUCAGUAAGCCACCUUCUCACGCAAAGAAUUCUCCAAGAGCGACACCAGAGAAUGGCAGUGGUUCUAGUUUCAGCUCUAGACUUGCCAAAAAUCCGAAUCAUUUCCCCAACAAGUCUCGCGGGGUUCUGUUGUGUGGCGAUGUCGUACCAAUCCAGAAAAGGAACGGGGUAACGGGUUCAGCUAGUGUCUGGGUUAUGGAAAAACGACAAGGCUUAAUAUGGGUUCUAGAAGAGAUUGUGGAAAAUACUCUUGAUUUAGUCUUUGGUGAUGACGAGCGACUGGUAGAAAUUCGUGGUGAUAUUGAGCCCAUUUGGGGUAAAAAGGUGCUCAAACGUGGAAUACCCAUUACUGAUAUAAUCCCGAAUAUCCCGCAACGACAGCAUGAAAAUUCCAGAGAUCACAUUUUCGCCAAGAUUGUUGAGUUGAGGUAUUUUACCACUCUGACUCAAAACAAAGCGUCUAUACCCAUUACCAUUACCGAGUUGUCCAGUCUAUAUCAUCUACGCAUCUCCCAUUUCCCUCACGUUGCCGGAAUCAUGGUUGUGUCUCCAGAAACCUUGUGUGUUAUCAACGCCAAUUCGGUGUUUUCUGCUGCACUUUUUGGCCAGGAACACACCAAGGGGUUUGCGAUUACGGAUUUGAUCCCACAUUUUGAUGAAUACCUCAGCAUCUUGACGGACGAAGACGACGUUUCAUUGGUUGAUGGGAUGGUAAUACCUGAGCAUAGCUUCCGAAGGGCGAGGGCUAUGUCCGUCCUUCGGGAUGGCAAAGUGAAUGCGGCAUCCCUGUUUUUGAGACCCUCUGGCCUUCCGGCUCGUCACCGUGACGGAGCAGAGAUUAUGGUUGACGUGCAAAUGCGUGUCGUAAAAAGCGAAACCAUAUUCCCUGGAAACUCAACAAGCGAUAUCGACGAGCAGCCGCCACUGGACAAUGGGGCGCCGGUUGCCGUAACUGAAGUUGUAUAUGCGCUGUGGAUAACCUAUUCACGGCGACUUCACUCCAUACUGCAAGAAAAAGACCGGCAUCCUGAACCAUUCUCUGCAAAUAUUGCUUCUGCCCCUCCGCAGCCUUCGCCAGGACAGCGGUCACCGAUAUUACCGCCAAAUGAAAUCCCAAGCAGUGAUACUCCUACGAUCGAGAACCAAAAUCCGUUUCUAUUGUCUCAGCGACUCAGCGAAGCUGCGUCAGAACCUCUGACAGAUAAGCCCGUACAGCUAAUACCCGAAGUGAGACCCGCUACUUCAGAGAAGGGAAUAACAAGAAAGAAAUCGAUAUCAGAAUAUGUUAUCCUGGAGGACAUGGGCCAAGGCGCCUACGGUCAAGUGAAACUGGCCCGCUGCAAGAGAAACCCCGAAAAGAAAGUGGUUCUUAAAUACGUAACCAAGAAGCGAAUCUUGGUCGAUACUUGGACGCGGGACCGGCGUCUAGGAACUGUCCCGUUAGAAAUCCAUGUGCUGGAUUUCCUGCGCCGCGACGGCCUCAAACAUCCCAAUAUCGUCGAGAUGGAAGAUUUCUUCGAAGAUGACCUUAACUACUACAUAGAAAUGGUUCCGCAUGGACUCCCAGGUAUGGAUCUAUUUGACUACAUUGAGCUGCGGUCAAGUAUGGAUGAGAACGAGUGCCGGAAUAUCUUCUAUCAGGUCGUCGAUGCGAUUCACCACCUACACACAAAAGCGCGGGUUGUGCAUCGUGAUAUCAAGGAUGAAAAUGUUAUUCUUGACGGGAAAGGGCGGAUCAAGCUGAUCGACUUUGGGAGCGCUGCUUAUCUCAACAAAGGACCAUUUGACGUCUUUGUUGGCACAAUAGACUACGCCGCCCCCGAAGUCCUCCAAGGCAAGUCAUACUGUGGCAAGGAGCAAGACGUCUGGGCCCUCGGAAUCCUCCUUUACACCAUCGUAUACAAAGAGAAUCCAUUUUACAAUGUCGACGAGAUCCUUGACCACCCGUUGCGCGUGCCUUAUCUUCCCUUCUCGGAAGAUUGCAUCGAUUUGGUUCGCAAAAUGCUCGAUCGUGAUGUAGAACGCCGACUUACCAUUGAGGAAGUCAUACAGCAUCCAUGGAUGCGGCCAGCAGCUGUUACAGCUUCAAUUGCGGCUGCGUCUGUAUAG
Molecule: messenger RNA, 3363 nt
Organism: Paracoccidioides brasiliensis Pb18
Product: CAMK/CAMKL/PASK protein kinase
Exons: 3
Coding region: 1-3363 (1120 amino acids)
Biological process (GO): protein phosphorylation; negative regulation of glycogen biosynthetic process; intracellular signal transduction
Cellular component (GO): cytoplasm; nucleus; cytosol
Molecular function (GO): ATP binding; protein serine/threonine kinase activity
Source: RefSeq, a predicted model, not a curated record